UGUUUUGCUAGCCAACAGCACAGGUUGUAUUUCAUUUUUGAAAUGUACCUUUUUUUCCACUACCAGCAACGUCACAGUCGUUGAUGUUACAUUUUUUACAGGACGGAGGGAAACAACAGCAUGAUCCUGUUGUUCCGAAUGUGAUAUUACGAAGUGAAACUUAACGCUCGAGGAAAUACAACGUAGAAAGGGGUAGAAAGAUCUCAAAACAAGAAUUACUCUCGGACAGUGGAGUUCCAGGUUGCAGAGAUAACAAAAUAUUUCUGAACGUACCCCUGGGCUGUUUCUGCGGACGGAAAAGAUCACCUCUCCCUUUGACCAGAAUCCCUAGCUGUUCCAUGUUUGUCAGAAAUGGAAACCAGUAAUAUCACUACAAAUGCAUCACCUGGUUAUGGAGACGUGGUUUCUCCAGAUGUGGAGGAAACUAACAACAGUUUGACGAAAUCAGACACAGGCCACGGAAAAGAAGUCAAUUCACAUAUACAUGAUGCCACUUCAGUGGGCGAUCAAAGUGAGCAGGAGCAAACCAACAGUGGUCCACAAAAUACUACAGGAAUUAGCGCAGAAUCGGAUCAGCAGAGAGCAGCAGAAGCUACAGCAGAUGCGUCUGAAGUAAACACUGUUCUAAAGAAAGAGGACCAGAAUGAUGGCUCAGAAAAGGCAGACAAUGCACAUAUACAUGAUGCCACUUCAAUGGUCAAUCCAAGUGAGCAGGAGCAAACCAACAGUGAUCCAAAAAAUAUGACCGGAAUUAGAGCAGAGAUGGAUCAGAAGAAAGCAGCAGAAGCAACAGCCGAUUCAUCUGAAGUACAUGCUGUUCUAAAGAAAGAGGACCAGAAUGAUGGCUCAGAAAAGGCAGACAAUGCACAUAUACAUGAUGCCACUUCAAUGGUCAAUCCAAGUGAGCAGGAGCAAACCAACAGUGAUCCAAAAAAUAUGACCGGAAUUAGAGCAGAGAUGGAUCAGAAGAAAGCAGCAGAAGCAACAGCCGAUUCAUCUGAAGUACAUGCUGUUCUAAAGAAAGAGGACCAGAAUGAUGGCUCAGAAAAGGCAGACAAUGGUCAGCAGACUCAGGAUUUACCCCAUCUGGAGAAGCAGGCUCGGACCAACAGUGAUUCACAAAAUGUCACAGAUAAAUGUGAUGGACCCGAGCCAACACCUGAAGUUAACCGGUCUCAGUCUUCUUCUGAUGGUGAUGUUGAAUCUACUGCAGCUCAGGCUGCAGAUCGGCAGAUGUCAGAUUUACCCUUAACAAAAGCACCUCAAGUUGACCGGUCUCAGGGUUCUUCUGAUGAUGAUGUGGAACCUACUGCAGCUCAGACUGACGGCCCUGUUUUACCUCCUGGACAAAAAGAUGUAAUAAAAGAAUCAACUUUUACUCCCACUCUUCAAGCAAAGCCGUGUCUUCAAGAUGACUCCAGACCCAAAGAUUUAUCCAGAAAUUUGCCUGUGAUAUUGGCAGUUUUAGUGAUCGCUGUCAUUGGUGGUUUAUUCUGCUUAAAUGGCUCAAGUACACAACCUGACCCAAGGGAGUACAGCAGUGUUGACAUCUUUCGCCUGGAAUUUGACAAGAUGAAAGACAGCUUCCCCAGCCAGAGGGCGGAGCUGUGGAAGCGCAGCAGGAUCCACCUGGAGAGGCACCUGCAGACGGCCGAGCCCACAGAGCCGGUCAGCAUGAUCCUGACCUCGGGGCGCGGGGCCGAGAGGACGCUGCACUGCCUGGCCGGCCGCAUGGCCGCCGCCUUCUCCACAGCCCUCGGGGCCUCCGGGGCCUCCGGGGCCUCCGUCCUCCACGUAGACGGGGCCGCCGCCGCCGCGCUGGAGAGCGACCGGGUCAAGCUGGACAUCGACCAGCGGCUGAGCGGGGCCUUCGAGGGUGACGGGAGGGCGGCGGUCGUCCACCGUUUCGAGGAGCUCCCCCCGGGCUCCACGCUCAUCUUCUACAAGUACUGCGACCACGAGAACGCCGCAUACAAGAAGGUGCUGCUGGUCUUCACCGUGCUGCUGGAGGAGGACGAGCUCGGCCCCCAGCUGGCCCUGAACGCGGUGGAGGAGAUGGUCCAGGAGCGCAUCCAGGACAAGCUCCUCUCCCCGGACCAGCCGGCCUCGUUCGACCGCAUGGACAUGGACAAGCUGAGCGGGCUGUGGAGCCGCAUCUCGCACCUGAUCCUGCCCGUGGCAGCGGAGGAGCGCGUGGAGAGGGAGGGCUGCGAGAGCUGAGGGCCCCCCCCCCCAGCGGUCACGGCCCAAUGCCUGCUAUUCACGCCUCGCGCUCCCCUCGUUCGGGCUCGGUUCAGAACGCGGCGGCAAAGGCUGGGAGACGCUGUGUAAAACGGCCGUGUUCUGGGAAGGAGCCGGUGCAUGCCAGGCACCGGUCCUGGAGAGUCUCUGUUAUUCUGGAUUCCCAUGCUGGAGGGAUGGGAACAGAUUCCGCCUCUGAACUUUUAUCAAGUCGUGUAUUUGAUAACGUGUUUUUUGUACUGUUAUUUUCCCCCUUGUGCGUGUGUUUUUCAGGAGGGCUGCCUGCAACAGGGACCGAAGUGAGCAUACUACCACUGGAAAUAUUUUUUUCAUUUAAUUGCUUUUCAAAAGAAUUUUACAAUAAAACAUAAAACUUAGUAAAUAUAUGUUAAUGAGUUUUAGUCUCAGCCUGACAUUGUCUCAUUGCUUUGACUAGCUUUAAUUCUGUUGAUUUGAGAAAUCAUAAUGAAGACUAUUUUUAUACUGUGUACAUAUCAGUUUUCUUAUGCAUAAUAUAUUUUGCACUGAUUUUGACCCCAGAUGCGUGUUUUAUUUCACUGCAUAAAGCUACACUUUACCAGCAAAUUCUGCAGAUGGAGGCUUGUAAUAAUCUUUCUGAAUGCUGUGUUUUUGUAGUUUUGUUGUAUUUGCUGUGUCAGGUAUUGUAAAUUUGCAGGUAAAGUAUAUUUGCUACAUGACUGAAGAUAUUUAACAGUUCUGCUGUUUAUUGUAGUGCAGUAAAUAAACAGUUAUUGAGAUUUGAGUGAUUUCAGAAAUCUGAAUGUCAGAGUGUUACCUUUUCAGUUUGAUUAGCUGUGUGCUUUGUAUUUACUACAGGGGGCAUGGUGUGAUGGGAAACAUUUACGUUUUAAGCUUAUGGAUUGGCUAUGGAUAAAUCUAAUUAAAAGAAUAGGAAAAUGGACAGAAUGUGACCAAAAAAGGAAGCACAGUUUUGCAUACCUAGCCUGAGGGUAGGUAGAAUGAAUUAUAAUUGACCCUUCUCAAAGUACUGUUAGUGCAUCUUCCAAGUGAUAAGUGCAAAAGGAUCAGUGUCAUCUGAUCUGUGUCUUUAACUGAAGUGUUAAAUGAGUAAAUUAAACUAUAUUGCAGGGAGUUAAAAUACUGCGUGGAGUUCAUUGCAGUAAAAUGUAAAAAAGUACAAGUCUGCUUGAAAAAAAAUUCAACACCCCAGUUUUCCAAUUUAUAUAUAUAUUGGAAAUGUAUUUGCAGCCGACUUCAAUGGAGGGGGAACAGACAAAUGGGAUAUUUUUCUACGUUAGUUUAGAUCUGGUAUUCUAUGUUACCUAAAUUAAGUGGCAAUGACAUUGCAACUGACUGAAGCUUUCCAAGAUAACUUUACUGACUUGCAUAUUUGAUGCCUCAAUUUACACUGAUUAUUUAACUGUUUUACUGAAUCUCUAAACAGUUAACAGCGUUUGGUCAGAAAUCUCUACAUAAUAUGAAACAUUAAUAUCCCAGCCAUGCUAAAAAAAAUACCUGGUGAUUCAUCAGUUGCGCCACAGUUUCCCUCUGUGUUUGUGUGUCAUGGAGUAUUUUACAUUUUUCUAUUUGUCUUAAUUUUAUUCCCUCAUUUAUAAGUGUACUUAUGUUGCUGGCUUUUAUAUAGUCUUACAGAUAACCCUGAAGUUGACUGUGAAUAUGAGGCAAUUUGAAGGUACAGUUUUUACUUUACAAACCUGUGUUCUGUGUUUUUUUGUCAAACCAAACUGAACUAUGCACUGUGCUUUUUUUUUUUUUACCGUGAAUGGGAAGCAUUCCUGGCUUGAAUAAUCACCUCCAAGUCAACUUUAUUAUCGUUUGCUUUUACUUUUGGAAUUUUAUGUUGAUCCCACGUGCAAACAUGCCUACAUUUGGUCCAAUAAAAGAACUAUGGAGGUAACAUCUGAACAUU
This is a messenger RNA of Anguilla anguilla (European eel), 4153 nucleotides long. RefSeq names its product torsin-1A-interacting protein 2-like. Gene Ontology annotation, cellular component: membrane. Lineage: Eukaryota; Metazoa; Chordata; Actinopteri; Anguilliformes; Anguillidae. Gene Ontology annotation, biological process: membrane organization. Gene Ontology annotation, molecular function: ATPase activator activity. Bases 352 to 2220 code for a protein of 622 amino acids. The record is from RefSeq and is a predicted model, not a curated record. The transcript has 18 exons.